GAACAGCUGUCAACAUACUUAAUUCGGUGCAGCUCCGUAAAGCAAAAGCUGUUCCUCAAGCCAGUGCCUGGGUUACUAACUAUGAUGGAUAUCACGAAGCUCUGUGCUCUUUACAAUGCCGUGCCCAAAAUGCUUCCAGUAGUUAUGUCAUGUUAGCGGUCUGGGAUUUGCAAGAAUCGGUGUUUUGCUGCAGUGCUCCAUCUCGUCGGAGCAGCUCCCUUAUUAACUGCCAGCGGAGAACAGACAAUAUCCAAGCUCCAUUCUUGCCUGCCCACUGCACGGAAACUCUCCAAUUUGUUCGGACAUCUUUCUGUUCAGACUGUCACUGCUCCCAGAGCGCAUGGAGCUAUGUAACAACCAGCUCGCAGCCGCUGCCAACAUCCAGCUAUUUGGCCGGUUCCGAGCUGUCAAAUGCAUCGACCGCAGAGACCGCUGGAAGGCAUAAAAAGUAAGAACACUUGCACAUUCAGUUGACUCUGGGCCAACGCAUAGAUGUCAAGUCAAAGGCCGCUUGAGCACCCUGCUGUUUGAAGAUUACUCGGGGUGGCUGGAUUUCAGAUGCGGACAUUGGGAAAGGGAAAGCUUGUAGCAAAGGGAUCAAAAGAUCUUUGUGAGAAGCUUCUUAGAGGUGAUCAGCAAGCAUUGUUUUGUCACUGAUUGCACAUUCCAGGCUGCUGAAACAGAUGCACAAAAUUGAAACAUAGCAAGGUGGUGGCCUGCAUCUUGAAAAUUACCAGGACAAUCGGAGGAUCUUGAUUGAUGAUGCUACUGAGGUUGCAAGGGGCCUCAUCAGUACGAACUACACAUCAGUUUGAAAUGAUGGCGAACUCAACAGAGCGAAAUGACUCUCUCCGCAACCUAACAGACUUCUUUGAUACCGGCAGAGGAAGCGCUUACAAAACAGUUGAAGUGGUUUUCAUUGUGAUUGUGGCUGGAUCUUUAAGCUUGGUGACCAUUAUUGGAAACAUUCUAGUCAUGGUUUCUAUCAAAGUAAACAGACAUUUACAAACUAUUAACAACUAUUUUAUUUUCAGUUUAGCCUGUGCUGAUUUGAUUAUUGGUGUAUUCUCUAUGAACCUAUACACCAUUUACAUUGUAAUUGGUUACUGGCCUAUGGGCCCAGUAGUGUGUGAUUUAUGGCUUGCUCUAGAUUAUGUUGUCAGUAAUGCUUCUGUCAUGAAUCUCCUUAUCAUCAGCUUUGACCGAUACUUCUGUGUGACAAAGCCCCUUAGUUACCCUGUGAAGCGAACAACUAAGAUGGCAGGUAUGAUGAUAGCAGCUGCUUGGGUGCUGUCAUUCAUCCUGUGGGCUCCUGCUAUUCUCUUCUGGCAGUUCAUCGUAGGGGGACGAAUGGUUAGUGAGGGUGAAUGUUAUGUACAGUUCUUCUCAAAUCCAGCUGUCACUUUUGGCACUGCUAUAGCUGCUUUUUAUCUUCCUGUUAUUAUAAUGACGAUUUUGUAUGUGCAUAUAUCUCGUGCCAGCAAGAGUCGAAUUAAGAAGGAUAAGAAGGAUACAAAAUCAAACAAGGGAACCGUUUCUCCCAGUCUGGUGAAAGGCAAAAUAUUGAAACCAAAUAAUAACAACAUAUCAAAUGCUGCUGAUGAGUUGCCGCAUUGCAAAGUGCAAAAUGGUAAAAUAAUUGGUGACACAACUGAUAAUUGUGGCCCAGGAGAGGAGAAGGAGCUCUCCAAUGAGUCAACUUCACUCAGUGUGGUCCCAUCAAACCAGAAGGAGGAAGUGAUGGUCCAAGAGAGCAGAAACAUCUCUAUGACCCAGAGCCGUUUCAGGAUGGACAACUCCAAACUCUCUUGCAUUAAGAUAGUCAGCAAUUCUCAAAAAAGUGAAUACUGUGGCACCACAGUAGAAAUAGUGCCAGGUAGCAGCAGCAAGAAUGGGAAUGACAGAGAGAUCAGAGCAGCCCAUAAGAUCAUUAAAAUGACCAAAACCCCUGCUAAGAAGAAGAAGGUGGCUGUAACCCGAGAGAAAAAGGUGACUAGAACCAUCCUGGCUAUUCUCUUGGCAUUUAUCGUCACCUGGACCCCAUACAAUGUCAUGGUGCUCAUUAACACCUUCUGUUCAAUCUGUGUCCCCAACACAGUCUGGACUAUUGGAUACUGGCUCUGUUACAUCAACAGUACGAUCAACCCGGCCUGCUAUGCAUUGUGUAAUACUACCUUCAAGAAAACCUUCAGACACCUUCUCAUGUGUCAGUACAAAAACAUUGGUGCAACUAGAUAAAAACAGCCACAAGCACAACUUCAUGAACAUUUUACACAGUGACUUUCAUAUUAUACAUCCAGAAAAGUAUAUGUAUUGUGUUAAUUGUGUCAGAUUAUGAUCAAGUGGACUCUUAUAUAUAAUAUUAAAAGCACAUUUGAAUUAUAUUUAAUGAAAGUAUAAUGUCUGUUAUAAAUCAAGAGUGUACUGAUUAUUAGAAUGUAUUUACGAGCAAACUAAAAGAUAAAUUGCCCCAAAUGUAUCACAAAAUAUGUCAUCAAAAUAUUCAGUGGCAAGUUCUCACUUUUGUAACAUUACUUAACAUAAAAGGUAUUAAAGCUUUAUAUUAGUGUAAUAUAACAUUUUCAAUUUCUUCAAAUCAGGGUGGCAUGGUGGCUCAGUGGUUAGCACUGCAGCCUCACAGCGCCAGGGACCCAGGUUCGAUUUCCACCUGGGGUAACUGUCUGUGUGGAGUUUGCACAUUCUCCCCGUGUCUGCGUGGGUUUCCUCCGGGUGCUCUGGUUUCCUCCCAAGGUCGAAAGAUGUGCAGGCUAGGUGGAUCGGCCAUGCUAAA
This is a messenger RNA of Stegostoma tigrinum, 2791 nucleotides long. RefSeq names its product cholinergic receptor, muscarinic 2a (gene chrm2a). The record is from RefSeq and is a predicted model, not a curated record. Gene Ontology annotation, biological process: regulation of heart contraction; regulation of smooth muscle contraction; chemical synaptic transmission. NCBI's taxonomy places the organism in Eukaryota, Metazoa, Chordata, Chondrichthyes, Orectolobiformes, Stegostomatidae. Bases 760 to 2238 code for a protein of 492 amino acids. Gene Ontology annotation, molecular function: G protein-coupled acetylcholine receptor activity; G protein-coupled serotonin receptor activity. Gene Ontology annotation, cellular component: plasma membrane; dendrite; synapse. The transcript has 4 exons.